Paramormyrops kingsleyae is the source of this 3309-nucleotide messenger RNA. RefSeq names its product RAB30, member RAS oncogene family (gene rab30). Gene Ontology annotation, molecular function: GTPase activity; GTP binding. Lineage: Eukaryota; Metazoa; Chordata; Actinopteri; Osteoglossiformes; Mormyridae. The record is from RefSeq and is a predicted model, not a curated record. Gene Ontology annotation, biological process: Rab protein signal transduction.
ACUCCUCUGGUUCUAAACCUUGUGCAACACUGCAACAAAACCGAGCUGCAAGAUUUGACUUGCUUUCAAUAAUCUACCAAGCUAUAAAACAGAUUAAUGAAAUCAAAAUAACUUUUGUGGGGGAGAUCCCUGUUUUGCUGUGCUGAUGAGCAUGGAAGAUUAUGAUCACCUUUUUAAAAUAGUUUUAAUCGGAAAUGCCGGAGUUGGGAAAACCUGUUUAGUGCGUCGAUUCACUCAGGGUCUCUUUCCACCUGGACAAGGAGCAACCAUUGGCGUAGACUUCAUGAUUAAGACAGUGGAAAUUAGAGGGCAGAAAGUAAAGUUGCAAAUCUGGGACACGGCAGGACAGGAGAGGUUCAGAUCCAUCACCCAAAGCUACUACCGCAGCGCCAAUGCGCUUAUCCUUACUUAUGACAUCACCUGUGAGGACUCCUUCCGGUGCCUUCCGGAGUGGCUGAGGGAGAUCGAGCAGUACGCCAACAACAAAGUCAUCACAGUCUUAGUUGGGAAUAAAAUUGACUUGGCUGACAAACGGGAAGUUUCCCGACAGAGAGCAGAAGAGUUUGCAGAGGCGCAAAACAUGCAUUACCUGGAGACGUCAGCGAAAGAGGCAGACAAUGUGGAGAAGCUGUUCCUGGACUUGGCCUGUGAACUGAUACAAGAGGCCAAACAGAAUGUGCUGGUUAACAACGACGUAUCUGUUAUGCCUGGGGAGGGCAGAAGCAUAAGCUACUUGAACUGCUGUAGCUUUCGUUAGCAGUUUAGCAAUCGGUACGAUUCUGCCAUAAACGCAGGUGGCCUGUCUCACUUCAGUGAUGAACUUCAUUCUUUCCUUUCCCCUUAAGUGAAACAUGGUGGUGUGGAGCGAUCGCACAUUUUGUGUCCCUGAUAGAUUUUUAGAUUUUUAAAUUGCUACUUAUAAAGUAACUUGGUUUGGAUGGAUUUGCCUUCAAUUCUAGAUGAAACUGCAAAAGCACAGCACAUAUAUAUGUGUACGUGUGUGUAUGUGUGUGUUUAUGUGUGUGUGUGUGUGUACACACACAUAGAAACAUAGGCAGCUCUCGACUUGCGUAAAGCCAAUUUUAAGUAAAUCCAGACUUGGGCAAAAAAUAUCUGGAGAUAGUUUACGGAAGCACUAAUGCAAAAAGGCGACAUCCGCGUGUACGUAAAUGUACACUUUACCUUUUCAUUUAUUUAAUGUGUUAUUUAGAAUGUGUUACUAGUAUUUUUCUGGCUUAAGUGUUUUUUUGCUCUAAAUUGUCUUGAAUGGUUUGGGAAGGUAAAUCUGACUUACAGUAGGAGACUUUUGUUGUGUAUAAGGAUUCGUGGGACGGACUACGUACAUCAGUCGAACUGCCUGCAUAUACACAUACAUGUGUGCAUGUAUAUAUAUAGUGACACUACCAAAAAAGGGGAAACACUAUUUUUCACUAUGGAUAAAUGUACUGUUGGUAGUGAAUGUCUCACAGUACCUACAUUCUCCAGGAGCAGAACGUACACACACUGCUCUCUGCUGAACUAUUAAACAGACCCAUUUCCCCUAAGUCGUGGAAUAUGAUGCGUAAAUUCUUAACAUCAAGCUCUUGAUAUAAAGUUUCAGCAUUUUUUUUUCUUAACUUAGCUGUUGAAAGCAAAUAUCAUGCCCACUAAACAAUGAUCUGUGUUAACAGUACAAUUUUUAAAAAUCAUUAUUUUAGUUUCUAUCAUGAAUUGUGAAAUGGUCAUAAUGUGACCAAAGGGUCAUUUAACCAUCAGGCUCCUUUACACCACUGAACGGGUUGCCUUAAGUAUUGCUAUUAUGUUGUAUUAAUAGUAUGAAUACAAAUGUAACAACAUACAUCUCAGUGGUACAGUAUGUCAUCCUCAUCAGUUUACACACUUGUGUAUUAGGAACCAAAAUUCAAUUAAAACAUACUGGUAAUGGCCACUGUAAUAUUAUUGAUUUAUCUUGAAUUCAUACAAAGCAGUUAAUUAUCUUCACUUAGUUAUUUGAAGAGUAAAUUGGUGAAAGGCGAUUUCUCCUUUUUUAUGUUUUCAUGGGUUAUUGGACACUUCCUCCCCCUACAGGUCUGCUGGGUUAGGGUUAUGGCUUUGAGUAAAGGAUAAAAUCUCAGAAGCAGGAAGACUGACUCUAGUGGCAGUGGAAGUAAAGGAUCUGCAAAUAAUCUCUGAUUUGUGUAAAUAAGUAUUAACAAAAGGUUUUGCCUGUUUUUAGGUUACACAGCAUUUUACACAUUUUUCUUUUCCACUUAUAUAGGGACUUUGAUCUUCAGAUAAUCCGAGACAAAGAAGGCUUUUCGCAAGUCUUUUGCUUUCAUUGCUGAUCAAUAAAGUCAAAUCUGUGAAGUAACGUUGACUUAAAUAUUUCUACAGGAUUUUUUCCGGUAACACUUUACAUCAGCUGCACCUUCAUAAUGCAUUCAAAGAACAUUCAUAAGCAGUAUGUUAGUAUACCCUAACAUCCAAACAUACCAUAACUAUAACAGUUUAAAUAUACAUUAAGUGUUUUACGAUUAUACAACUAUGUUUGUUAUUAAUGUAUAUUAAGCUGCUAAGGUAUGUUAGGAUGUAGGAAGGUAUACUUACAUGCUGCUUAUGAAUGUUCUAUGAAUGCAUUAUGAAGGCAUUAUGAAGGUGCACUGAAUGUUCUAUGAAUGCAUUAUGAAGGUGCAGUCAAUGUGAAGCAUUACCCUUUCUCCAUCUUAAACUGGACAGUUUGAUCUAUGUAAAAUCCACCACCCAGUACAUCAGUCAGCUUUGCAAUACGUCGAAGGACGUUUACGAGGCAUGCAGCACGCAUGAAAUUUCUUUCCACAUUUUAAUGUUUGUCCUGGAUAUUUUGAACUGGAAAAUUUAUUUAGUAUUGGCUAUUCAGUAUUUUUUUUCCUGUGUAAUUAUGAAGUUAUGAAGGCUUAGUUCAUCUUUUUUAUAGUUGAAAGUAUUAUUUCUUUCAGGCUUUGUAAUUUAAGUACAUACGUAUUAUAUUGACAGUAUUAUUUGCAUUCUUUAACAGUCAGUUCUUGAAGGAUCUGUAUAAAAAGGGCUUUUUUAAAUAUUACUGUAAUCCUUUAUUUGUGUAUUUCUUUUCCAUUUUAAUAUAACCAGUCUGGCAGUUAUGUGCAACAGUAUAUUAGAGCUGCACAGUAUGUUUGUAUACUACAUGUGAGACCUUCAUUUCUGUAUCUGAUUCACAGCCCAGCUAGAGAGUGACAUUCCUAGCUGGGCUGCGCAGUGGUUUUGUCUAAUGUGCACUGGCCUUGACCUUGAAGACUUAUUAGAGUUAUCCAAUAAAGCAGAAAUAUUCAUUAA